Insectozyma verbasci is the source of this 1179-nucleotide messenger RNA. Lineage: Eukaryota; Fungi; Ascomycota; Pichiomycetes; Serinales; Debaryomycetaceae. The record is from the annotation of a GenBank genome assembly.
AUGAUAAAACAAAGAAAGAUUAACAAGACAACACCAAUUAAGGAAGAAGUUGAAGAUAUAGUUAAACCAUUGAGUAAUAGAAGAUGGUAUGUUAGAAUAUUGUUAAGAUUGACACUUGUUUGGGUUUCAUUAAUACUUUUAUUUGAAUUCAUAUACCCCAAGUAUACAAUCAGUAAAUGCCACUGGUCAAAUUGGGAAACACGGGAGAAACCAUAUAGAAUUACAUUGUUUGCUGAUCCUCAAAUUAUAGAUAAGUAUACAUAUCCAAAGCGAUUCAAAAUUAUAAAAUAUUUCACAACUAGAAUAUCCGAUCAAUAUCAUUAUAAUAAUUAUAGAAUUGUGAAUAGUAUACUACAAUCAGAUGCUAAUAUUUUCCUUGGUGAUUUGUUCGAUGGUGGAAGGUAUUGGGAUGAUGAAUACUGGUUAGAGGAGUAUCAAAGAUUUAACAAGAUUUUCCCAGCUUAUGAUAAAGUCGAAAUUCGUUCAAUUCCAGGAAAUCACGACAUUGGAUUCCAAAAUAUUUCAAUAGAGGUAGUAGACAGAUUUGCUAAGUAUUUCGGGCAAGCAAAUCUUGACUUUGUAUUAGGAAAUCAUACAAUUAUCUUAUUUGAUUCAAUUUCACUAAGUCAUGAAAAUACAACUGUAAAUAAAGCAGCAAAUGACUAUUUAGACAAAUUUGAUAACUAUUCAAGGCCAAGGAUUUUAUUAAGUCAUGUUCCACUUUAUAGACAUCCAGAUAAGCAAUUAUGUGGUCCAAAAAGAGAAAAAAGUGGACUAUUCCCCUUACAACGUGGUGAUCAAUAUCAAACUGUCAUUGAAUAUCAUCAUGCGCAGAGAAUGUUGAAUAAAUUUAAACCAAGUUUGAUACUAGCUGGUGAUGAUCAUGAUUAUUGUGAUAUUAUUCAAAAAUAUACUGAUGGAUCAGCUAGAGAAAUUGCUGUUAAAUCAUGUGCUAUGACUUCUGGGAUUAAGUAUCCUGCUAUUCAAAUGUUGAGUUUGUUUAAUGAUGGAACUGAUGAAAAUACAUUUGAGACGGAGAUGUGCUAUUUACCUAAGCCACUAGUUAAUUUUUAUGCUUAUGUUUUAUUUUAUUUGGGAUCAUUGAUUUAUUUGAAAAGGUUGGUAUUAGUUUGGAGUAUUUUAAUUCCUUUGGUUAUUUUGCAUUACUUAUAUAUAUAA